GAAAAAAAAUGAGUCUCAGAAAAUCAUUGCGAUCGAGCUCAAGUUUCAUUAAUCCCGAUAGUGUUGCAAUAUAUUAUUGCCAAAAUAAGUUAGAUCCAGAGUUCUUAGUGAAAAAGUUUAUAAAUAGUGCUAUUGGUUUUGGUGUCUUUGUGACAAAAGACAUAUCUUCUGGAGAAUUUUUAUGCGAAUAUGAUGGCAUUUUAUCCGAUAAAGAGCCAAAUAAUAGUCAAACUAACAACUAUUUAUUUUCAAAUAUUGCUCAUUGCGGAAAAAAGUUUUAUUUAGAUGGCUCUAAUAGCAAACAAAUGGGGGCUUAUAUCAACGACACUUCUGUGCAAUAUCAAAACUGUAAUAUGAAAAAAGUUGUUGUGGAUAACAAGCCUUGUCUUUGUUUAUUUGCAAUUAAAGAUAUAAAGUCUGGCACGGAGCUUAGAUACAACUAUGGUGAUAAAGCAGAUAACUUAUGGUGGAGAACUGAUAAAACAUUACUCCAGCCUUAUAUCCUAUCGGAUGGAACUUGCGUUCCAGCUAUAAGCAAACAACACAGUUUAAAAGUUUCAGAGGUUUUGAAACUUAUGAAAAAUGAAUCCUUACCUGUCGAGAAAUCAAAGGUGGUUCAAAACACCAGCAAAGUCGAAUUCUCAAGCAAAUCACUCAAUCCUCCAUUUAUUAAAAUUGAGGACAAAUCUAGAUUGUAUAGGCCAAUGUACAAAGAAGAAAUUGAAUCUGGUUUUCCCUUAAUCUUUCAUUUAAAAGAAAGUUUCCAAGUCAAUUUAAAUAACGAAACUAUAACUAAAAAUUGCAAAUCUUACUGUGAGUGUUGUGAAGUUAAAUUUGAAGAUUUAAAAUUGCAUUUGAAUGGAAAUCAACACAGACAAUUUGCUUUAAACAGUAAUAACUAUGCAGGUGUUGAUGAUAUUAUAAAAAGUUUUUCUUUUGAAAAAUUUCUUUUGGAAAUUGAAAGUAGUUUAAAACAUAAUGUUACGUUAUCAAGUUUAACUUCUAUUGAAGAGACACAUGUUCAUUCCGAUAAUAAACAUAUAGUUAGUGAAGUUAGUGAAAUUAGUAGUGAUUUUGUUGAUUUUAGUUUAUCAAGUGAUAAAGAAAAACAUAAAGUAAAUGAAUACGAAAAAGUUGAUCCUGAAGUUGUAAAUUGUCUCUCUAUUGCUAAAAAUGAAAAUAUAACCAUAAAAAAGACUAUUCAAAGAGAAAAAAAGAUGUGUCCUGAAUGCAGUGCAAAUGUAUACAACAUCCCAAGACAUUUGCAGGGAAAACCCCAUUAUUGGUCAAAAGAAAAAGCUCUUGCUGCAAUUAGCAUAUAUGGACUUAGGAAAAAAAAAAUUUUAAUAACAGAACGAAAAUCAAAAAGUUAUCAUCGCAAGCGAACUUGUCCAAUAUCUUCUUGUUCAAAAGUUAUUUUGCAUUUAAAUGAACAUCUUUUAAAAGUUCAUAAACUACCCAGAAAUUCACAAUAUUAUACAUUGCUAAAAGAUGCAAAAGUAUAUGUUGAAAGCUCACAAAAUCAAAUUAAUAAUUAUGGCAACAUUGAAAAAAUUUCAACAGCUGCAAAACAAAUAAAUGAAAAAAGAGAACAGGUUCAACUUGUUCACAAUCAUAAUAAAAACUCAAAAAUUUCAGUUUUGGAGUUUAAUUUGGAUGAACAAUUUAAAACUGAUCAACCCCAAACUGAACUUCAAUGUGCACAAUAUGAACAAAACCAAGAAAAUCAUAAUAAUGAAUCAGAUUUAGAACAAUAUUCAGAUUUUUCUGAUUCACUAAAGUCAGAUGAUUCUGAAUAUAUACCUGAUGAAAUUUUAGAACCAAAGUGUGGUCCUUUUGUUGAAGGGCUUUUUGCACAAUUUCAUAAAUUUAUGAUUGGGCCUGAUAGAGGCAGAAAAGAGUUAUCGAUACAAAGUGUUGUUGGAAACGUAAGACGAAUUUUUGAAAUCAUUGGAGUCAACAAUGAUUUAAGAAUUGUUUUUUUAGAUAUUAGUAAAAGUGUAAGAGAUAAAUAUCUUACAACAUAUUGUGUUGAGAAAAGUAUAAAGCCUGGGGCUAUAAAAACAUAUUUAUAUUCAUUAAAAGAUUUUUGUGACUUUCUUUUAGCUGAAAAUAUAUUUUUAGAAGGUAUCACUAACCAACAUAUUAGUGAAGCUUCUAUGAAGUUAGAUCAAUGGAGGAAAAAAUAUAAAGCUCAUGAUAAAGUACAAAAACACAUACGAGCUGAAGAAGACUUUGAAAUGCUUAUUACUUCUGAGCAAGUUAGUUUAUAUGAAAAUAGUCAAUUUGCUAGUAAUGCCAGAAAUAUGAUAAAAUCAACUGAAAAUCUGCCUUUUUCACCAACAGAUUAUUGCUGUGUAAGAGACCAUUUACUAACUAUACUUAUAUUUUCUAAUGCGCCACGGUCAGGUGUCCUUGCUAGAAUGACUGUAACUCAGUUUGAAAAAGCUGUUAUUUCAGAUAAUCGUGCUGUAAUAAGUGUUAAAGACCAUAAAACAUUUUCUACUUAUGGAGCAGCGAAAAUACAGAUCCUAGAAGAACAUUAUAAAUGGGUAAACACUUUUAUAAAAAAGUUUAGAGCUUGUUUACCCAUUCAGUGCGAUAACGUUUUUCUUGCUCGGUCGGGGCGCCCACUUUCACCAGGAGAUAUUAGCAAACGCCUUGAUAAUUUGUGGAGGAAAUGCAGGAUUUUUAAUGGGCGCGUUAUUCCCAAACAUUUAUCGGCUAAUAUUGUUAGGAAAUCUGCUUCAACCAAUUUAAGAGAAGCAAACAGUAAAUUUGUGAAAGAAGCCGCAAAAGCAAUGAUGCACAGUGAUCGCACUGCUGAAGAACAUUAUGCCAUACCCAACAUGGUAAAAUCUGUUAAGUCUGGUCUAGAAGAAAUUCGGCAACAAUUUUACAGAUGCACUACGCCAAAUGACAUUUCAUUAAAAACAGAUGAUGCUGUAAAUAAAGACCCAAGUAUGGAAUCUCAUCCACUUAUUGGUGAUAAUACAGUUCAUCAAAAAUUAGAAAAAAAAGAAACAAUUAAUCAAACCUCAAACAUUAUAUCUACUAUCACUACUCCACACAAAAAAGCUUGGUUGCCAGAUGAAAUUAAAGUAUUGAAAGAGGUUUUCCCAAGCGAAUCACCAUCUGUUAAAGAAAUUAAAAAAGUUCAUUCACAUCUGAAUAUUGAUGCCUCGCCAAUACAAAUCUACAAUAAGUUUAGUAGCAUUCGCAGGUAUUCGCCACACUGCAAGGUUCGUUUUUUUUGUAUUUCAAAUUUCUCUCAAAUCAGCUCUCAAAUAGUUCUUAUUAAUUAAACUUUUAAUAAAAGAUUGAGAAUGCAAUUUAACACUAGAAUUAUAAAAAAGAAAAAAAUAAAGUUGCUUGUACAUGAAAAACCAUAUUAAGUUUUUAAAUUAACUUAUAUAAUCAUAUGGUAAAUCUUUUGCAACUAAAUGGUUUAUUAGCGACUCGGAGCAAUCAAUAAAUAAGUGAUUUGACAGCAAAAUUAUUGAUCAAAUGAUUAUAUGUUCUAAAGGAUAACUUUAUGUUUGGCUUACAAUUUGACUGGAAUAAAAAAUUUAAAAGCAAAAUAUACAAGUGAAAAUGUUGUGCAAGUUUAUGAAUUUAAGAGGUGAACCAGUUGCUGCUUUAUGUAAUUUAAUAAAAGCUUUUGGCUUCCUUGACUGGUACUUUUGAGUGUUUGAAAUCUACUAUGAAGAUAUUUUAAGUUUUACUCAGAAAUUUAUUUAAAAAAAAUAUAUUUCUGAGUAAAACUUAAAAUAUCUUGUUUAUUGACAAGAAUUGUAUGUAGCUUUUCUCAUCAAAAGUAAUAUUAUAAAUAUGGUUAUAUUGCCUAUAUCUUUUAUUUUAAUAAGUUUUUCAUAAGUUUGAGCACUCCAUUUGAAUCUAUUUUUCUUGAAGAAUGCACUUAUACAUUUUGUAAAGCAUCAAACUCAGAUUUUUUUUUUUUCAAUCAUAAGUCACAUGAUAUUUGCGGCAGUCAUUAUUGAUAGUUGAUUUUUUCAUCAAAAUUUUAUACAUAUGAUUUCUAUUUUUAUACAUAUAAUUAUAUUUCAGGAAAUAUGGUUUUGUGGUGUAUAGUGUAUAUUAUAUAUCUUUAUUCUAUCAUUUUUAGUGUAGUUGAUUUUUACUUUCCACUAAUAUUAAAUUUAUGUGCAAAAGAUUUACAAUGGAUUAUUUUUAAAUUUUUAUUUGGUUCACCAAAAUCUCUGAUCAAAAUAUUCUUCAAUAUUCUAAUCAAAAUCUCUUUUCAAAGUAUUCAAAAUCUCUGUAAAUAUUGUAAAACACUAAUUUAAAUAAACUCAGUUAAUUUUACUUUAUAAAUUGUUAGGAAUCUAAACGAGCACUUUUUUCCAAAAGUCGUAUGUGCAAAUGGAAACCACAUCAUAUUAACACCCUUCGAACUGUGGGGGCUGAUUUACUCUCAGGCAGUUCCCUUUCUGCAAGUAAAAUAGAAGAAGUGCUUAAAGGAACAGAAGUAUGGACUGAUUUUUCUAUAGCACAAAUUCGAACACGUGUGAAGCACGAGAAAGAUAUAUUUGCGAAGACUUGCAUUUGAUUUCACAAUUGUGAGUCUUCACAUUAAAAACUUAGUCUUCACAUUAGAAACUUAGUUUUAUAUUUUUUUAGGUUUUUAGUAAUAGUUUUGUUGGCAAGUUUAUUUAUGGAAUUGUCUUAAUGUUAUUUGUUUUGUUUUUUAACAAAUUUAGUUUAUUUUCUAGUUUUAAAAUAUUUAAGUAGCAUUUGUUAGCUUUGCAAAAUGACAACUUCAAAUUAAAUUUUGCUACUGCUGUAGUUUUUCUUGAGGUUUUGUUGAUAUUUCAGUAUUAUGCUUUGUAUAACUUGAGAGAGUGCUUUAACUAGUUUUACUUAGAUAAAUCCAGCAAAAUAUAAAGGCUUUAUGUAGACAAAGUUUGUGGUAUUUUUUUGGUUUUGUAAUCUAAAGUACAAAAAUGUACUGUAUAUCACUUAUUAAUAAAACCAAAGUGAAUUCAAUCGUUUACCAAGCUUUUUCGAAAACAUGACUAAUUAUUACAUACUUUACCAUACACUGUUAUAUCUAGUAUUUUGAUAAAUUUAUUAUUAUUUAUUUUUAGGUAAUUUUUAUUCAACUAAGUAUUCUAUCAAAUUUAUUAGAGAAAAAUCCAAGCUGAUCAUAAUUCUUCAAUGUGAACUUCUUAAAAGUUUACUUUUUAUGCAGCAAAAUAAAUUUAAAACACAAAAAAGAAAAACCCCAGAUUUAACAGAAGGAGUUUAAAAAUAAAUGCAACAUAUGAAGGCGAUGAUGACUCAAGAAAACGUUGCUCUUUUCAAAUGCAAGAGGUCAAACUUUUGAUAAAGUUAGUGCUUAUCUUCAAAACCCUUGCAUCUCACACGGUCAACUCGAUGUUACAUGUUAAAGAAUAAGAUCGUUUAAUACCUUAUUUAAAAGAAGUUACAAAAAAAAUCCGUUUGCUUUUAUAUAAAAAACCAGAUCGUUUGAUCGUUUGUUUUUGCAAGUUGUUAAACAUUUAUUACAAGGCAUUAUUUUUACACACUCCUUUGAUGCCUAAUUAUGUCUGAUAAUUUAAGAAAUGAAAUUGUUAGACUUCGUUGAAAUGAAAUAAGGCAAGCUUGGCGAGCUGAGAUAAACCGCCGUCGAAAUGAAAGAUAUGAGCCCAAGCGAGCUGAGAUAAAUUGUCGUCAAAUUGAAAAAGAUAAGCGCAGACGAGCUGGAAUAAACCGCCGUCGUAAUGAAAGAGAUUACCCCAGGCGAGCUGAGAUAAUCGUUUUAUUAUCUCUGAAUUAAAGUGAUAAUUGGGGACAUUGUAAGUACAUAUUAUCAUCUAAUUAAGUAAGUACAUAUUAUCAUCUAAUAUGUACUUACAGUGUAAAAGAACUUAAAAUUCAGUUAUUCACUUUGUAUGUUCUUUAUCGAUGUGUCCAUAUCUGGUCAAGAAAACAUUAAUAUAUUUAUUAAAAGAAUCAUUUUUGUUAUAAAUUAACGUUUUACUAUAUAUGUAUUUUUUGUUUUAUUUAUUUUUAUAAUAUUACCUUAAUUAUCUCAUGAUGAUAAAGUUAUUUUUCAUGUUUAGCUGCAAAUAUUAAGUAUUACAAACAUUUUAAAUUUAGUUGUUAUUUUAUUUCUUUAGUUUUACUUUGGUGCUUUACCGACUAUCAUAAAAUUACUUUGUCUACUGUUAAAAUAUGGUUUAAACUUAGUAAACUUUAAUUAUUUAAAAUUUACUAUGUUGAUCAUUAGCUAAUACUUUUAAAAUAAACCUGUUUGUUGCAAUUAAGUUAAAAAUAGUUUUAUUUUUUAUUCAAUUUACAUAUUUUGUUUGCACUGAUAGCUGUUAAGUUUUUGUUAUUUUGUGUUAUAGCUAAUUAUUUUGGCAUUUUCUUUUCUUUCAGAUUUUGACUAAUAACAAUGCUUUAGAAAAAACAUCAGCAACAGAUAAAUUGGUUUGUAGUGUUAAUAACAUAUUUCAGAACAAAUAGAGAGACCCUAACCCACAUCUCCUAAGGUGGGGGCCCAAGUUUAGGGCAAAAGCUCAACCCUCCUUUUGUGUGUGGAUCCUGCUGAAAGUAAAAUAUGAGGAGAUGGAGAGCGGUGGGAAAAUAAUACGCUACAUCUUAGUAAUUUUUAUAGUUGGUUAAUCUACCAAUUGUUAAUUGAUGAUGCAGAUGCAGUUAAAUUUUUUUCUGCAAAUAUAACUUUUCUUUACA
Molecule: messenger RNA, 6720 nt
Organism: Hydra vulgaris (swiftwater hydra)
Lineage: Eukaryota; Metazoa; Cnidaria; Hydrozoa; Anthoathecata; Hydridae
Biological process (GO): DNA integration; regulation of transcription by RNA polymerase II; positive regulation of nuclear cell cycle DNA replication
Cellular component (GO): Dbf4-dependent protein kinase complex; nucleus; polytene chromosome
Molecular function (GO): transcription regulator activity; histone H4K20 methyltransferase activity; protein serine/threonine kinase activator activity
Source: RefSeq, a predicted model, not a curated record